AAUUUGAGAUGGAUAGAUUGCUUGAGAUUGAUUUCAGAAAAGCAUACAAUGCGAUACAUUGGGCUAAACAAAAAGCGGGAACUAAAUUAUGCUCGACGACAAGUCGAGGAAAACUCUUCACAUACACUGUACAUACAUAUACAAGGGAGGAAGAGAAAGAGGACAUUUUAACACGUGUUUAUGGGUCGGAUGCCGCUCACCAAUGUAUAUUGUAUAUUUAAAUUAUCUGGACGUCAGUAACAUUCCUAAAAAAAUAAUUAAAGAAAUCAAAUCUCAUGAUCGUUGUGUCAUCAGUUUUUUUCCAUGUUACAUGAGUUAUAGUGAAAUUCAGUGGAUAUUUUCUGAAACGAUUUGAAUUUCAUUCCCAGGGUAAAUAUCGUGUCAUCGGCACAUGCAUAUAGAGACUAAUAACACCCACCCACCAGAUAUACGUAAAGGUACAUGUACCUCGCCUUAAGUGCAACCAAGCAUACUCCCUUGUCACGUUGCAUCCGUGUCGAUACCAAGCGAUGCGGAACACUUGUUAUCAGUAAUAAACGAUCGUAAGUUAUAUUCUGUAACACAUGUUGCGCUGCGGUUCGUGAAUAAACGUGUGUAUUGAUUGUGGGUAUUGAUUCUUCUUUUUACAUAUAGCCUCAACAAUGACAGGAUUGAUCAAACAGAAACAGUAUAACUGGAAGGAUUCAAACUUAGAAUUUUUCGGAUCCAAAGAAGAGCGAGACAUCAAAAAAUCUGCAGCGGCAUGUGAAGUUGCCUGGAAAACAGCAGGAGUAAAGCCCGGGAUUCAAAUAUGGCGGAUAGUGAACUUCAAAGUCACGAAAUGGCCAGUGGAGGAUUAUGGGAAAUUCUUUGACGGGGAUUCCUACAUUGUCUUAAAUACAUACCAGAAGCCGGACUCGGAUGCACUUCUGUACGAUGUCCACUUCUGGAUAGGAAAAUACAGCACACAGGAUGAAUAUGCCACCGCCGCCUACAAGACCGUGGAGUUGGACACCUUUCUGGAUGACAUCCCGGUACAGCAUAGAGAAGUUCAAGGCCAUGAAUCCAAACUUUUCAAAUCCUACUUCAAAGUAUUCACAUAUCUACAUGGAGGUGCAGAGAGCGGUUUCCGACAAGUCAAACCCGAACAGUACAUACCGAGACUUUUCCAUUUCCAUGGCGACAAGAGGGGCGUCACAGUCAAGGAGAUUCCCCGGAUGGAGAAGUAUAUUGACGACACGGAUGUGUACAUCUUAGAUCUGGGUCUGCAAAUUUACCAAUACAACGGACGGGGCGCCAACAAGGACGAGCGAAUCCGAGCCUUGCACUAUGUCAACGAUUUGAGAAUGGAGAGAAGCGGCAAGGCUGUGAAGGCGACUGUGCUGGACCAGAUUACAGGGGGCACGGGACCAUUCUUCCGAUACCUCAAUCAGACCGAUGUAGAUGAGGACUUUGAUACAGAGAACAUUGCCGACCAGACAGACGACAAUAUAGAACCGGAACUGUACAGAUUGUCAGAUGCAAAGGGAUGUCUUGAGUUCUCUCUGGAGAAAACGGGUCCGGUUAAAAUCGGCGAUUUCGAUAGAAACGACGUCUUUAUUUUCGACACCAAGCAGGAAUUGUUUGUGUGGGUGGGCAGUCAAACAACCCACCAGGAGAGGAAGAACGCAAUGACCUAUGCACAUAAUUAUUUGAUGAAGACAGGACACCCCUUGAUUCCAGUCAGUUGUCUCAACGAGGGCGCCGCCAACAAUUCCUUCAAUAUGGCUAUCACUGCUUGAGAAAGCCGACCACAGAAGAGCUUGAAUCAACAUGAACUCAGCUCAUCCACUUCGAACGCUUUCUGCGUAACUACUGAUAUUUCUAUAAAUCAAAAUGAUCGUCUAUUUCGCCAUUCGUUUCGACUGAGACUAUUAUCUGCUUAAUAUAUCCUUAAACACGAUUUUUGACUUCGUUUUGUGAAAAAAAAUUCAAAUGUGAAUAUGCUGAAUGUCGUCUUUAUCUUAUGUUUGACUGCUCCACCGGGAUUUUACAUGUAUUCAUAUCCCACAAUAUAAUGUGUAGACGGAAACACCCUGAUCAUUUCAUUUUGAGCAUUAAUGGUGUCUGGAAUUAGUAGUGUAUAGUCAUAAGGUAUUGUUUGGUAUAGCAAUUUAUGAUUAAUGUAGUAGGAGUUAUUUGCAUUUAUCUCUCUCUCUCUUCUUCUUCUUCUUCUUGGUCGCGAAUCAAGAUUUUGAGAAUGCGAGGUACUCCCCCUCUGAGGCAUUAGUGAAUUUGUGAAUCCGCGUCAGACUGAUGGUAUCAUUUAUAUACUAGAUCAUAUCAUUGUAAUGGCAAUCACCAAAAAACGGGCCCCUGCUUUGAAAGGAGGUACUCUACAUCGUCAUAAUGGCUGACUUCCUUUAAAAACAUGAUGAAAAAAAAUCAGUAUCAGCAAUAUUUGACUUUGCGUUAUAUGUGCUAAGCCAAGAUCCAUAACUCUUUGAAUCAUAGAUAAACAAAAUUCAUUGAUACAUGUAUACAUGUAAGUUCGCAUUUAAUCCUCAGUUCAGUAGCUACAGUAAUGGUUCUUUGGUUUAUGCUAUUUAACUCUAUGUUUUCUUUGUUUUGCUUUUUAUUUUAUUUUAUCAUUUGUUUUAUUUUUGGUUUUGUUUUGUUUUGUUUGUUUUUGUUUUUAUGAUUAUUAUUUUUAAUUCUUCUAAGAAUCCAAGAACUGUAACAAAAUUUAUGAAUGUUGUUUUUAUAGUGAAAUUUUCUAUAUUUUUAUAAUAUAUCUAUUGAUUAUAAGGAGUAAGAUACUUCUAAUCUGUGCACUGGUGCACGUGUCUUUAAUUUUGGAACAAUGAAUUUAACGUGAUACCCUUGUUAACAAUUUUAAUCAUCAUGUUUUGGUUGUCUGUUAAUGUUGGUAAUUUUUUAAAUUGGUUUUCAUAUGAAUAAAAGAGAUUAUUUCACA
This is a messenger RNA of Ostrea edulis (European flat oyster), 2935 nucleotides long. RefSeq names its product gelsolin-like protein 2. Gene Ontology annotation, molecular function: actin filament binding. NCBI's taxonomy places the organism in Eukaryota, Metazoa, Mollusca, Bivalvia, Ostreida, Ostreidae. The transcript is spliced from 13 exons. The record is from RefSeq and is a predicted model, not a curated record. The coding region runs from base 642 to 1760 and encodes 372 amino acids.